ACCGGAUUUUAGCGGCGCACACCGGAGGAAACAGCGGAUCCCACACUCUCACCUCCGACACCUUUGACUCAACUAACUUUUUCUACUCUUCACUCCAACCUUACUAACCGGACACAGGAAUAUCUCACUUGUGCUGAAGACAGAAGACACAGAGCUCGGGCUGAAGGGAAAGCGCUGAUCACAAUCUGCUGAUUUUGUUUGUUUGUUUUCUUUUUUAUUUGCAAGUUAACAUCGCCAUGUCUUGCGGUGAUGCGUCGGAUCAGAGUCGGCGGUUCUGUGUGUUGUCUUGGGAUCAGGUGCAGCGCUUGGACUCGAUCCUGGGGGAGGCUGUCCCCAUCCACGGCCGAGGAAACUUCCCCACUCUGUCCGUGCAGCCACGCCAGAUUGUCCAGGUGGUGCGGGCAAGGCUGGAGGAGAGGGGUGUGUGCGUUAAGGACGUGAGGCUGAACGGCUCGGCUGCCAGCCAUGUGCUCCAUCAGGACACUGGACUGGGCUAUAAGGAUCUGGACCUGAUCUUUGGUGUGUCACUGAAAGAUGAUCAGGCCUUCCGUCUGGUGAAGGACGUCGUGCUGGACUGCCUGUUUGACUUCUUGCCAGCCGGGGUCUCAAAGGAGCGCAUCACAGCACUGACCCUCAAAGAGGCCUAUGUACAGAAACUGGUUAAAGUCUGUAAUGACACGGACCGCUGGAGCCUCAUCUCGCUGUCCAACAACACGGGCAAGAAUGUGGAGCUUAAAUUUGUGGACUCGUUACGGCGGCAGUUUGAAUUCAGCGUGGACUCCUUCCAGAUUUGCCUCGACUCUCUGCUCUUAUUUGACCGCUGCUCGGAGACACCCAUGUCUGAGAGCUUUCACCCCACUGUGAUCGGGGAGAGCGUGUACGGGGACUUCAAGGAGGCCAUGGACCAUCUGUGUAAGAGGACCAUAGCUACACGCAGCCCAGAAGAAAUCAGAGGGGGUGGGUUAUUGAAGUACUGCCACCUGCUGGUGCGAGGGUUCACACCCUCUUCGGAGGCGGACAUGAAGCAGAUGCAGCGCUACAUGUGCUCACGCUUCUUCAUUGACUUCUCUGACAUAGGAGAGCAACAGAGGAAACUGGAGGCCUACCUGCAAAACCACUUUGCCGGAAUGGAGCACAAACGGUACGAGUGCCUGAUGACUCUGCACCACGUGGUGAACGAGAGCACCGUGUGUCUGAUGGGCCACGAGCGGCGCCAGACGCUCAGCCUCAUCUCCAUGCUGGCGCUGAAGGUGCUAGCUGAGCAGAACGCCAUCCCCACUGUGACGAAUGUGACGUGUUACUACCAGCCAGCUCCGUACGUGCAGGACAUUAACUUCAGUAAUUACUAUAUUGCACAUGUGCAGCCACCACAGGUUUCGCCGUGCAGUAAUUCAUAUCAGACAUGGCUGCCCUGUAGCUGAACUGACUCUAUCGCUCUUUAUCUUUGAAAGGAAGUGGACUGAAAAUACACAAAAAAAAGACUUUUUUGCCAAAUGUGACUUCACUAAAACAAUCCUGUACUGCUGUACAUCUGAUUGAGCCGACACAUGAAUUUUUCUCACUUGUACUCUCUUGCAAAACAUCUGUAAGAUUGCUGGUCAUUUCUGAGAUGUAGCGAUGAUAUCUUGUUUAAGUAUUAAAGUCUUUAUGAUACUUUAUAUAUGUCAAAAAAUACAUUUUUGAGGAAACAUUGAAGCUGGUAUUAUUUUCAUACUCUGGCUUUAUUUUUUUUAAUUACAUACUGGACCAAAGAUGUAUUUGCUGUUCAGAAAGGGAAUGUUGUUAUGAUUCCAAGUGCCUAAAAUGAACCAUGAAAUGUUCUAAAAGGAAAAAAAACAUCUGUAAAGUGAGAACUGUGCAUUCAGUGUUUUCUAGAUUACUCUGUCUCUCUUUUCAGGGACAGAAGCAUUCAAUUUUGUGAGAUUAAAAAAAGGGAAAAACUACAGUUUUAUUUGUAUCGUG
Molecule: messenger RNA, 1962 nt
Organism: Epinephelus moara (kelp grouper)
Lineage: Eukaryota; Metazoa; Chordata; Actinopteri; Perciformes; Serranidae
Gene: tent5ba
Product: terminal nucleotidyltransferase 5ba
Exons: 2
Coding region: 237-1421 (394 amino acids)
Biological process (GO): mRNA stabilization
Molecular function (GO): poly(A) RNA polymerase activity; RNA binding
Source: RefSeq, a predicted model, not a curated record